AUGGGUGCUAUUCAUGAUGAGCCAUUCACUGCCUGUGGAGACGAAACAGAGUGUUUUGGAGGCAAUAGAGAGGGAAGCCAGAGUUUUCAUUCAAGUUCCACUAAGGAAGAGAACCUUGAGGAUUCCUAUCUCUACCUAGUGCACCAGAGGAGUAUGAGCAUCUUCUUCUGGGACGAGAGAGCCAACACCGGAGUGGCUGGUGCGGUUGAUGAGGGUAAAAUCAUAGAUUUUGAAUUCUUGAACCCCGACGAAAAAAGGAUCAUAGAAGAACAUGCCAAUAAGGAACGUGAAGAAGGAGUAGACGUGAUACUCGUAAAUUUUGAUCGAAGGGAAUAUAUGUUGAAUUUGAGGAGAUGGAACAUGGGGACCUCUCCUCUAUACAUUUUGGUUUCAGGGCGGUAUAAUGUGGUCAAAGGAUGCCGUCUAAAGGAAGGCAAUGAGAUUCGCAUCUGGUCUUUCCACUUUGAUGACCAGCUCAAUCUCGCUAUGGUUCCUCUUACGCCAACUGAGUCCGGUUAA
Arabidopsis thaliana (thale cress) is the source of this 519-nucleotide messenger RNA. RefSeq names its product B3 domain protein (DUF313). Gene Ontology annotation, molecular function: DNA binding. The transcript is spliced from 3 exons. The coding region runs from base 1 to 519 and encodes 172 amino acids. Lineage: Eukaryota; Viridiplantae; Streptophyta; Magnoliopsida; Brassicales; Brassicaceae. Gene Ontology annotation, cellular component: nucleus. The record is from RefSeq and is marked reviewed.